Molecule: messenger RNA, 2676 nt
Organism: Perca flavescens (yellow perch)
Lineage: Eukaryota; Metazoa; Chordata; Actinopteri; Perciformes; Percidae
Product: histone acetyltransferase KAT7
Exons: 16
Coding region: 188-2146 (652 amino acids)
Biological process (GO): regulation of transcription by RNA polymerase II
Cellular component (GO): nucleus; histone H3-K14 acetyltransferase complex; chromatin
Molecular function (GO): zinc ion binding; chromatin binding; histone H4 acetyltransferase activity
Source: RefSeq, a predicted model, not a curated record
GGACCCCAAAAACGAGUUUGCGCUGUAUUCACAAGGAAGUGCGGAAAAAAGUCGUGCGCUUCUUUCAGUUGAAUUGGCUCAAAAGCUGGCGGUUUGUUGUUCUUAUUAUUUAUAUAAGCUGAGAUACAUUUCCCCUAAAGUAAGGAGUAAUAGCCUGCCACAGGCGACACACGCCACACCUUUGAAAAUGCCCCGGAGAAAGAGGACCGCCGGCAGCAGCUCGGACGGGACCGAGGACUCGGAUUUUUCCGCCGACCUCGAGCACGUCGAAGCUUCCGAGAGCGCGCACAGGCGCAGCAGCACGCGCCUGACUCGAGCGUCACUGCGCCUCAGCCGGAACUCACAAGAUAAUUGCAGUUCAGUACGGAGCAGUUCUCCUGCAGCCCCGGGUCCUGACGAAGGCCUUGAUUCGGCAGCCGAGUCGGCCACAUCAGCAGCAGUGGCUGCAUCCGUCUUCUCCUCUGGGCGCAGGAUCACACGCAGCCAGCAAGGGGCGACAAACACCACAGCCAAAAAAUACCCACUGCGUCAGAGCAGGUCGUCUGGCUCAGAGACCGAGGCUAACGACCUGAAGCAGGCGGCGGACCGGGAUGAGACCCCUCCCCGGACCCCGACAGGCAACGCCCCCUCCUCAGAGUCAGACAUCGAGGUUUCCAGUCACAGCAACGACCUUGUGUCUUCUAGCAACGAUAUUGUAGUUUCACAAGAGGAGGACGAAAGAUUGGCCAAAGAGCUGUCACUCAAAGAGGCCGCCGCCCAUGACCUUUCCCACCGGCCCAAACGACGACGCUUCCACGAGAGCUACAACUUCAACAUGAAGUGCCCCACACCUGGGUGCAACUCAUUGGGUCAUCUAACAGGGAGGCAUGAGAGACAUUUCUCCAUAUCAGGAUGUCCUCUCUACCAUAAUCUCUCCGCUGAUGAAUGCAAGGGCAAGGCAUCGACGCGCGAUAAACAGGCCGAGGAAAGGACGCUGUCACACCGCCAGGACGAGAACAGACACUCCACAAGAAGCCAGGCCCCGACAGAGCGUCAGCUGCGCUACAAGGAGAAGGUGACGGAGCUGAGGAGGAAGAGGAAUUCUAGCCUCAAUAAGGAGCAGAAGGAGAAGCACAUGGAGCACCGUCAGAGCCACAGAGCUAGCAGGGAGCCGCUGCUGGAGAACAUCACCAGCGACUACGACCUCGAGCUGUUCAGGAAAGCGCAGGCACGUGCCUCGGAGGACCUUUCAGCAAACCCUCCUCUGCAGCCACAUGAGGAGUCUGAGAUAUUUUUGGAGAAACUUCGUCUGGCCGGCCAGGUGUCGGAGGGCAGCAACAUGAUAAAGACCAUCGUGUUUGGCCGUUACGAGCUCGACACAUGGUACCAUUCUCCAUACCCAGAGGAAUACGCCCGCCUGGGGAGGCUCUACAUGUGCGAGUUUUGCCUUAAGUACAUGAAGAGCCAGACCAUUCUGCGCAGGCACAUGGCCAAGUGUGUGUGGAAGCACCCUCCAGGCGACGAGAUCUACAGGAAGGGGAACAUCUCUGUCUUUGAGGUGGACGGAAAGAAGAACAAGAUAUACUGUCAGAACUUGUGUCUGCUGGCGAAACUCUUCCUGGACCACAAGACUCUGUAUUACGAUGUGGAACCUUUCCUCUUCUAUGUCAUGACCGAAGCUGACAACACAGGGUGCCAUCUGGUCGGAUACUUCUCCAAGGAGAAGAACUCGUUCCUGAACUACAACGUGUCCUGCAUCCUCACCAUGCCACAGUACAUGAGGCAGGGCUACGGCAAGAUGCUCAUAGACUUCAGUUACCUGUUGUCCAAGGUGGAGGAGAAGGUGGGUUCCCCCGAGCGCCCCCUGUCUGACCUGGGCCUUAUCAGCUACCGCAGUUACUGGAAGGAGGUACUGCUGCGCUACCUGAACAACUUUCAGGGCAAGGAGAUCUCCAUCAAAGAGAUCAGUCAGGAGACGGCAGUGAACCCAGUGGAUAUUGUCAGCACACUGCAAUCCCUCCAGAUGCUCAAAUACUGGAAGGGAAAGCACCUGGUUUUAAAGAGACAGGACCUUAUUGACGACUGGAAGGCUAAGGAGACCAAACGUGGAAAUGGCAAGAGCAUCGACCCCACAGCCUUAAAAUGGACACCGCCUAAAGGGACGUAGAGGGAGCUUCCUUUCACACUCCAAACACACACACACACACACACACACACACACACACACACACACACACACACACACACACACACACACACACACACACACACACACACACACACACACAGAUCUUCCACCACCACCACUGGCAUGCUCACAGACCCUGAGCCUAAACCCCUCACACACAAACUCUUGUACAGACCGCUUGCAGCAGCUACGGCACAGUCCGCCGUUUCUCUGGGUUCAGCAGUCACUGUCAUGGCUCGGGAAAUUGACUUCAGUCCAACAUUAGCUCACUGAUAUAAUGCCUGGUCCAGAGUAUUUGUUUGGACAUUGCACAAAAUUUGAUGAAAAGGAGGCAAAUGUGCAUGAAUUUGGACCUUAUACAUGAAUGAAUGAUCAGAAAUGUAUUAAGAAUUUAAGACCUGGCUAUGUGUAGACACUUUGAAAGAUUUGGUACUGUAAAAUUUGACAAAGAUGUAAUCCGAGUCACCAUCAGGGCAGCAGGGAGGGAUUAAAUAUUAUAUAAAAAAAAA